Messenger RNA from Fonsecaea pedrosoi CBS 271.37, 1968 nucleotides. RefSeq lists its product as uncharacterized. The record is from RefSeq and is a predicted model, not a curated record. Gene Ontology annotation, cellular component: chromatin. The transcript has a single exon. The coding region runs from base 1 to 1968 and encodes 655 amino acids. Gene Ontology annotation, biological process: DNA-templated transcription; regulation of transcription by RNA polymerase II. Gene Ontology annotation, molecular function: zinc ion binding; DNA-binding transcription factor activity, RNA polymerase II-specific; RNA polymerase II cis-regulatory region sequence-specific DNA binding. NCBI's taxonomy places the organism in Eukaryota, Fungi, Ascomycota, Eurotiomycetes, Chaetothyriales, Herpotrichiellaceae.
AUGACUCAAGCCAGCGUGCAAUCAUCGACGUGGAAGGCCCCUGAUGAGGACCAGCUUUGGGACUAUCUCGAUCUCGACCUCGACGAGGACGCAAUACCGUUCCUACCCUCCGCCUAUUCUCUCUCUGCUUCGGACAGCAAUCACUUAGGUUUUGAGCUGGGCUCCCCACCAACGAUCCCUUAUUCUCUUUCGUCUUCUCUCUCUGUCUAUCUAGGGGUCCCCGAUCAGGAUCCAGUACAAUCUUUUGAAUUUCUGAUCCGGUUUACCAGCCCCAAAGUCUAUGGCAUCGCAGCUAAAUUCAAUGGCACCACCAGAACACAUGAGCCGAGGGGCCUCACCUUGGGUCCCAAGGACUACAGCCAGUACAUUUGUCGCCAACUUCCCAACUCUAUGCCCGGCGAAUACUCUGAACUCUUUGCUUCAGGUCUUUCCCGUAGCCCCAUGCCAGUCUUGGAAGAAGCUGGGCAAGCCAAUUGGUCCUCAUAUAGUCGGGAGUUUUCCACCGUUUUGGCGGGCGGAUACCCGGGAGACCAGAGCAACUUCAACGUGGUGGCGGCCUUCCACGGUUCCAAUGCCCGUGAUGGAAUUCGAGGGGCCUUCUCAAGCACGCCAGACGCCUAUACAGACCCUCUUGCCUUGAAAAGCCAUGAGAUACUGUUGGGAAUUCAAGAAGUAGCCAUGUCCCAGGCUGGUUGUCUCCGAGGAAAUCGCCAGGGGUGGUCGCCAAUUCUGGAGCAAACAUGCAUCCAAUUCUUCCAUCCUGCACGGUUGCGCCGAUACUUGGAUCACUUCUGGACUCACUGGUACCCCCACUGGGUGACUAUUCACAAACCCUCCUUUAGUGCAAUGGACGCCCCUCGAUCUCUGGUGGCUGCCAUGGCUCUAAUUGGGGCAUGCGCUUCGCCGGAGGAGAGUGAUCGAGAAGAUGCCCAGUUUUGGCGCAACUAUGUUGAAGAAAUGGUGUUCGUUGACAUGUCGAGCACCCCCGAUUUUGUCACGUCCGGUGUCACUCUCUCGACUGAUGGGGUGAGGGCUCAGCUUCGAUCUCUCCAGGCUGCUUUUGUGGUCUGCAUGUAUCAGAUAUGGGAAGGUCGCAACUUCGAUGCGAAGAGAAUCCGACACGAGAGGUAUGGGACGGUCGUGACCAUGGCGAGAGCGCUAAUACCCUACGCAAAACACAUAGGACUCGACAAGGUCACGCCCGAAAGCUUCCACUGGCAGCACUUUGCCUUGAUUGAGCAGGUUAUCCGGACCGUGAUAUAUGUUUUCUUGGUCGACACCUACUUCGUCAUCUUUCACAGCCUGCCUCCUCAAAUGAGCAUACAAGAGUUGAAAAUGGAUCUCGCCUCGCCCGAAGAGUGUUUCCAGGCUCCAGAUGCCAGUAGCUGCUUUUACCAUCUCCGGCCAUGGGCUUCGCUCCCGCUCUGCCGAGACGGGUUCAUCCUCUAUGGAGCCAUCAAGUGCCUUCGAAAAAGAGACAUGGACGACAAAGUAUUUCUCCACCUCGCGCGGGCUGGCCCCCUCAACCUCUGGGUGCUGUGUUCGGCAUUGCACGUUCUCAUUUUCAACAUUGAACCCGCCUUUGGCCACAAGUCCCAGUUCCUGGCCCACGACAAUGCACUGACCAAUUGGCGGCGAGUCUGGAAUCAGCACCUUGUCCAGAAGCCAGGCGAAACCUCAGUAUCCGAAGUCGACGACCGAGACGCAUGUCAGCUGUGGACUCGGCCCGGACUUAUGAGAUAUGCCCCCGAAUGGUGGCUGUUGGCUCGGCACAUCCUGCAACGCAUGAAGUCUUGUCAGGCUGAUCUAGAAGCCUCCGAGGAUUUGUCCGGUCCUGGCAGCUGGCGUUCAAAUCUUGGGCCUUCAAUCAUCCAGCGCAGGGAUACCUUCGACACCACGGAGGUCCACCGUUUCAUCUGCCGGUGCCCAACGCUUGCGAGCAACGCUGAGGCGCGGAACCAUGCCUGA